Molecule: messenger RNA, 2104 nt
Organism: Tinamus guttatus (white-throated tinamou)
Lineage: Eukaryota; Metazoa; Chordata; Aves; Tinamiformes; Tinamidae
Source: RefSeq, a predicted model, not a curated record
CUCUUCGAGGUUUCAGACCAGAAGCCACUAGGUUGUUGGUCCGUUAAACAUGGACAAAUGAUCACGUGUCCCGUUGUGUGCAACUUUGAAACUCAUGAAUAUAUUGCUGUUCAUGACGACAAGGUUUUAAGAAUAUGGAGGGAUGAAGAUGUUAACUUAGACAAAGUAUUUAAAGCAACACUUUCAGCUGAUGUAUACAGGAUACAUUCUCUACCCCAUGGGGAGCCAUUGGUACUAUUCAAAGGAGGUGGCGUUCGAACUUUAGAUGUCCUUCUGGAAGCUCCACAACAAGAAAUUGAAAACUUUAUCUCAGAUGAAGUAAUUAAGUGGAGUGAAGCUUUUCUGGAAGGAGAAGAACCUAUCUUAAUUUUUGCUACUGAGAAAGAUGGGCAUUAUUUUAUCUACAUACAGAAAUUUAAGCUGAAUAUUCUACACAAAUAUAAGCUUGAACAACAGGAAUCAUUUAAUCCACUGAGUUUUACAGCAUAUAUAAAAAAUCAGAUCAUCACACUUCUAUGUUUGUUUUCCAAUGACUCAAUCUAUAAAGUUCUGAUACCUCUGCAGCAGCAUGGUGAAGAGGAAGAGCAAAUUUUGUCAAAGUCACUAUUGCUCAAACUUUCAGUAUCCGGGAGUGUUUUAAAGGGAACUUCCUUUGCUGUUCUCGAUAAAGACCAUGUUGCAGUAUUAGGAAGUCUAACAGCAGUUGGUGAAGAAUCUAAAGAGUGCCUAACAAUAUGGAAUACUAAAUUUCAAACACUGCAGACUUCAAAAGAACUGCCCCUGGGAACCAGUGGACAACUGUGGUGUUAUGGGGAAAAAUUUUUUUGUACUCAUGGAAAAGUGCUAACAGUGAUUAUAUACAAGUGUGAAACUUCAUCCUUGGCAGCUGCUGUGGGAAAGCUCAAAGACAGUCAAACCUCUGAUGUGUCAUAUUUAAACUGGAAUAACCUUAGUGAUGAAGAGCUGGUGGUUUCGCUUCAGUCACAGCAAUCUGUAACUCUAAAAUCUGAAUCCAAAAUGACUCUAAGAUCAAGGAGGAGUAGUAUUGCUAAAGUCCCACCAGAUACAUUAACAGUUGGGCAGCUACUAUUAGAUAUAAAAGAUUCUUCUUCAGCUGCAGUUGAAGAGGAAUUGAAACAAUUGCUGUCGAAAGCACAGAUGCCAGAUGUCCAAGCUACCAUUGGAUGUAUAAUACCUGCUCUUAUAAACAGAUGUAAAACAGAUCCAAUGUUCUACCCUCAAAACUUCCUGGUACAGUUGAUACAAAAACGAGAGCUUUCUUACAGCUUAUGCCCGGACUUAAUGGCUGUUGCUUUGGAGAGAAAAGAUAUGCAUCUCUUACAAAUCUGCCUACAAUGCUUCCCAGAUAUUCCUGAAGAAAUGACUUAUGCUUGCUUGAAAUUAUUUUUAAGCAUUAGUGAUGACUAUCUUGAAAGAUCAGAUGUGAAUAUGGACUCUGUAAUCUGUUAUAUUGAUAUUGAAUCCAACAAUAAAGGAGUUAAGAAUGAAAUAGUAGAGAAUGGUUUCAAUACUGAACUGGAAGAGGACAGCCGUGAUACUACAUUGACAAAGGAAACCCUUUUGAAGAAUGAUGGUGAAUUCUGCCCUGUUGGACCACAAAAGGCUGCAUUAUUAAAUGCUGUUCUGCGUUCAGCUUACAGCGAAACAUUUCUUCUGCCUCAUCUGAAAGACCUUCCAGCUCAGCAAGCUGUGCUCUUUCUCAGGUAUUUGUAUUACCUGUAUGUGAAAAGCAGUGAAAAAAUUAAUACCACUCUUCCUGGUGUGCUUUCUCCAACUAUAAAUCAGAUCAUGGAUUGGAUGUGCCUGUUACUUGAUGCUCACUUUACAGUUAUGGUAAUGCUACCAGAAGCAAAAGGACUUCUUUCCAGCCUGCAUAAGUUUGUGAGAGCCCAAGUACGCUUCUACUCUGAACUCAACAAGAUUGAAGGAAGUUUGCAAGAGUUGCAAAGACUUAAACACCAGAAAGACUCUCAGGCAUAUUCUAUUGAAGUGCUGGAACUUAUUUGAAUUUGAAAUGAAUUAUUAACAUUUUUUAUUGAUUCCUUUUAUGACAAGGAUGUAUUAGCACUCCAUAUUGGGGAUG